Molecule: messenger RNA, 2356 nt
Organism: Pyricularia grisea
Lineage: Eukaryota; Fungi; Ascomycota; Sordariomycetes; Magnaporthales; Pyriculariaceae
Exons: 6
Coding region: 106-1197 (363 amino acids)
Biological process (GO): tRNA 3'-end processing; endonucleolytic cleavage in ITS1 to separate SSU-rRNA from 5.8S rRNA and LSU-rRNA from tricistronic rRNA transcript (SSU-rRNA, 5.8S rRNA, LSU-rRNA); tRNA 5'-leader removal
Cellular component (GO): multimeric ribonuclease P complex; ribonuclease MRP complex
Molecular function (GO): ribonuclease P activity; ribonuclease MRP activity
Source: RefSeq, a predicted model, not a curated record
UUUCCAUUAGGUUGACUUGACUUGACAUUGACACUCUCCAAAAUCCCAUGUGCAAUCAAUUUACAAUACCAAAUAAUCGGUCCAGCAACCCUUGACCAAAGCACAAUGCUUCCCUUAAGAGACCAAAAGUCAAUCUACCAAACGCCAAAAUGUUACUUCACAUAUGGCACCAUGGUUCACGUUGAUCCGAAGCAGCCACCCUCGAAAGGCAAGCCGUGGACAGCGUUAGCAUCACGAGAUUUCAUUCACCAGGUCGAUUUGAUUCUCCCACAAGAAAUAUUCAGUAUAUUUCAGCAAAAAGUGCUCAACAGCCACAUGCCGCCCCAAUACAAAAGGGUCACCAUGACCCUUGGGCAAGUUUUAGAGAAAGAUUUCUUUCAGGAGUAUCUCAAGAUAGGCGACAUCAUCAUGCUUUCUGAAGGGAGACCAGGGCAAGACAAUGUCUUCACUAUAAAGGAUGGCAAACUCACCAUGUAUCUGGACCGAGAGACGUACGAACGUGCCGGAAUGGUUGGUACCACGCAUGGCGUCAAAGGCGAUAGGGGUUUGAGACCACGAUGGAUCGUGGAAUAUGAUCUUCGAGCCCCGGCCAGCUUUCCUGGCAAGAAGGGAUUCGACCGGUUGAUCUAUGCCACCAAGAAUGCCCUAAGUUUCCCAGUCACCUGGCUAUUUUGCAAUCUUGGCAAAACGCCCGAGCCUGACCCAUUACUAGCCCACUUCCCGACAGCAUACACCUCUACCCCAGGCAUCACCCAUGACUUCCCAGUUCUCAUCCCAGCGUUGAAACCAGAGUCAAAUUCUGUUAUCAAAGAUGACAGAGACGAAGCUGAGAGGUUCGCCACCGAGACGUACGAAUGGCUCUCACUCGUUCGUCUAGGAAGCCCAAGAGUCUUGGUUGGCGAUAAAGUUGACCCGUACAUCAGCCAAUACACUCUUCCCGAAGGUCCCCAAGACCAGGAACCCUCCCCUGGCAGCGUCUGCAAGAUCACUUGGCGUGGCCUUCUAACCGCUGAUUGGGCUCGGAGCUUGUUCAUGGAGCUUCUUGUUGCCUUGCCUUCCAAGUCAUGGUUUUCCCUGAGUAUCAACAGCUUUGCCAUGUCGAAGGGUUUGGCGGCAGAUAGCACGGACUUGACAAUAAUGCGCCCACCUAAUACGCCGGGAGAGUAUCUUCAGUGGGAGAUCAAAGGCCAUGAAUGAGCCUUAGGUCCGUUCGGGGCUUUGUCGUUUCCCUUGCUCUCAGGGGUAAUCUUCCCCAGAUCGGAUACUGUAACGCGAAGUGGGGUAUCCCACCAGCUCCAAAAUAAAUGUCAUAGAGAGGCCGAUCCAGUAAGGAUUAUUAAAUCAAAUUUGAGAUCUUUGGGCUUCCUCAGUCUUGCCUCGCCCGGACGUUGCGAUCUCCCGAAAGCUCCUCCCCGGAUAUCACCUGCAUUAUCAGCUGGCGAAGCUCAGCCUGAGCCUCGGGAGUGUCGUGGUCAUCCCUUGCGGCAAACUCGUCGAUUAGACGCUUGAUUUCAGGGUUCGGUCCCGGUCCAUCCUCCGCGGGAUCAUUCAUUGUGCCCAUCGUGACGGACAAGCCUUGCGGCACAGGCGGGAGACCAGCCGCGGAAUCGCCAUUGACACCGUUCGAGUGGCCAUUGACGCCACCUGCAUUGCCCUCCCUGGCCUUCAACCACUCGGCGACCUCGGGAAACUCUUCCUCGGCCUCGAUCUUUUCACGCGCGGUCAACCCUUCGCUCCCCUUGAUCUUCUCAUCCAGCCCCAGCUCCUCGACCAGCACGCGCGCCGCCUCAACGGUCUCGACAACGAAGAGAGCCGUCUCGCCGUCCUCGUCGCGCAGGUCGACGGGCACGGAGAACUCGCGGACCAGCGUGCGCAGGAGGUCGAGGUGGUUGUAGGAGGCGGCGGCGUGGAUCAGACUGUAGCCGUGCUCAUCCUGCUGCGAUGCCAUGGAGGGGUUCUCACGCAGGAGCGGGAGAAGCUCGGGCUUGUUGUCGGCCGCGAGGAGGUAUGGGUUCUGCGCCAUGGCUGUGAGAGUUUUACUGGGUUGUUAACGUUGCUUUGACUGUAGCGCGUUGUGAAAAGCGAAGAGCUGCCGGUGGUAGAUGCUUUAGUUAUGGCUCUGCUCAGCGGGGUAUUUUUUAUCGCGCCGGCAAAGAAGCUUGCGCCGAGGAAGGUCUGAAGAGAGAGAAAAUUUAGUGUGGGGUAGCUUGUAAAUGGUGCUGCAGAACGUCACUAAGUGGGGUCAAGUAACGAUUUACCCCAACGUCAAUCUGUUUAUUCGUUGAUAUUUCGUUCCUUGGACAAACCACUAACCACUCACUCCAUGGCGCCACUCGGCACCUCAUACAUUAGGAGG